AUGCCUUCUUCGAGCACACAAGCUGCCAGUUCAUCAUCUUAUUCUUGUCCAGAUUAUGCGGACGCCUUUGCUCAGCAUGAAACAGGGAUGGUAAAGACCUUGAGGCGGGUUAUUGAGGCAGCGGCCAGUUCUGCUGGAUAUGUUGCUCAAUAUAUCGGUGGAGUGUCAGGAUUAACAGCAAAUAUUGUUCAAACAAUACUGAAAAAGCUAGGCAGUCCAAUUCAGAAUGAGAAUGGCGGUGCUGCUGUUUUCAGCAAUCCAGAGUAUCAUGACUCUGUUUUACAGUGUUUAAAGGAAAUUGCAAGGGGCAAUCACUACAAUGAUGUUAAUUCUCUUGCACUGAAGAUUAGCAGACGAAGACGUCCAAUUACAAUUUGGGAAAGGGGUGAUCUUAUUGGAAGAGGCUCAUUCGCAUCAGUAUAUAGAGGAUCUAAUGCAGAUGGAUUAUUUUUUGCUGUGAAGGAAGUUUCACUUAGUGAUCAGAAACAUCUUUGCUAUCUCGAGAAUGAGAUUGCUAUAUUGAAACGCUUGGAUCAUGAAAACAUAAUUCAGUAUUAUGGAACAGACAAGGAUGAAGAAAAGCUUUGUAUUUUUUCUAGAGCUUGUCUGAAGUAUCUUCAUGGUUGCAAUGUGAUUCAUAGAGAUCUUAAAUGUGCAAACAUACUGGUGACCGAAUUUGGAAACAUAAAACUUGCUGAUUUUGGUCUUUCUAAAUUUAUGGAAGAUGGUCAGUCUUUGAAGCCUGGCUCGAGAAGUUCAUUAUGGAUGGCUCCGGAAGUUGCUAAUCCUAAAAGUGGCGGGUAUGAUUUUCGAGCUGAUACAUGGAGCCUUGGAUGCACUGUGGUGGAAAUGCUGACCCGAAAGUAUCCACAGUAUAAUGUCGAGAAUACCUUCAUGGCCUUAGAACGUGCAAUUAGAAAGGGCACAGGACCUAUUAUUCCUGAUUCUCUCUCACAAACUUCGAAGGACUUCAUCAAAAAAUGCCUGCAGCCAGAUCCAAGUAUGCGUCCAACUGCUGCCGAGCUUUUAGCUCAUCCUUUCGUGAAUGAAUCAUCUUGCACGCAACCUGAUCUUAGCGAAUUGCUUUAUGGUGAAAGAUGUACUAAUCAGGAUGCUCAUACUUUAAGCAAACUGGCUAUUAGCUCAGAUCAGCAGCAAAUCUGGAUUGAGAAUUGA
This is a messenger RNA of Populus euphratica (Euphrates poplar), 1176 nucleotides long. Its product is annotated as mitogen-activated protein kinase kinase kinase 1-like. The record is from RefSeq and is a predicted model, not a curated record. The coding region runs from base 1 to 1176 and encodes 391 amino acids. Gene Ontology annotation, cellular component: cytoplasm. Gene Ontology annotation, molecular function: MAP kinase kinase kinase activity; ATP binding. NCBI's taxonomy places the organism in Eukaryota, Viridiplantae, Streptophyta, Magnoliopsida, Malpighiales, Salicaceae. Gene Ontology annotation, biological process: MAPK cascade; protein phosphorylation. The transcript is spliced from 6 exons.